Molecule: messenger RNA, 3910 nt
Organism: Petromyzon marinus (sea lamprey)
Lineage: Eukaryota; Metazoa; Chordata; Hyperoartia; Petromyzontiformes; Petromyzontidae
Gene: FKBP8
Product: FKBP prolyl isomerase 8
Biological process (GO): protein folding; negative regulation of apoptotic process
Cellular component (GO): cytosol; membrane; endomembrane system
Molecular function (GO): protein folding chaperone; protein binding; peptidyl-prolyl cis-trans isomerase activity
Source: RefSeq, a predicted model, not a curated record
GGUGCAGACGGGCGAAUCGAUGCACGAGGCGAAUUCCGACACCGCGGAUCGAACUUCGAUGGUAGGAAUCGAUCGGUGACGUCUAAAGGACGCGACGCCGCGGCGAGCGGGGUGAGGUGGUGGAGGGGUCCCCGACGAGGAGAGAUCUGGAAACAGGGUCGGGCGUUAGGGGGGCCCCUAAAGCAGCGCCAGGUGACAAAACCAGCAAAUGGAGGGUGCGGUGUCCCCACCAUCGCCUCCGUCAUCAUCGCCACCGUCGUCACCAUCGUCGGAGGAGGAGGAGCAAUUCCUCCACGUCUCCGCACACGAUGUGCUCGACCCAGAUGAGCAGCAGGGGUCCGCAGAGGGCAAGGGCCAUCGGGAGGAGAAGAAGCAGGAAGGGUCCAAGUCGGUAGAAUGCGCGGGGGGAGAGGAGGAAAAGCACGACCCCAGCGAGGAGGUGGUUCAGCCCACUGACGACCGAGGAGUGGAGUUGGACGAUGACGAUGAUGACGACGACACAGGAAUGCCACCUCUCGAAGACACGAAGCCGUUGGCUAGUGGCGGAGAAGCGCCCCCAUCCCACGAAGACGGAGAUGGUAAAUCUGGAGAUUCCGGCCAAGUCCCAGGGCCCAGACCGGACCCCGCGGGAAACACAGACUCCGCCACCGCCACCGCCACCACCGCACUCGACCAGUGCAUGGACGUGUUGGGUAACGGGCUGCUCAAGAAGAAGGUGCUCAGGGAGGGGCAGGGAGACGAGUCACGGCCGCGGCGGCGACAGGAAGUCACGAUGCGGGUGAAGAGCAUGCUGGGAGACGGCACAGUGGUGGAUGAGCAGGAGGCGCUGCGCUUCACCGUCGGAGAUGGAGACGUCAUCCAGGCCUUGGAUCUUUGUGCGGAGCUGAUGGCCUUGGGGGAAGUCGCUGAGAUCACUACGGAUGCCAAGUACGCCUAUGGAGCACUGGGCAGCCUCGGGGUGCCGGCGGUACCGGGCGGCGCCACGCUGGUGAUGGAGGCGGAGCUGGUGGCGGUGAGCGACGCGCUGGACGCGGGCUCCCUCCCCGUCGCCGAACGCGCCGCCCUCGCUCACCGCAAGCGCGAGCGCGGGAACCACUACUUCCAGCGCGGCGACUACACGCACGCCAUCGCCUCGUACGACCGCGCCAUCAAGAUCGCCGACACGGAGAGCGCCGUGGCGGGGAGCGAGGACGAGGACCGCUCCCCGCUGCUCGACGUCAAGCUCAAGUGCCUCAACAACGUGGCGGCCGCGCAGCUGCGCCUGGACCAGCGCGACGCGGCGCUGAGGUCGUGCGAGGCGGCGCUCGCCCUGCAGCCCGACAGCGUCAAGGCGCUCUUCCGCAAGGGCAAGGUUUUGGCACUGCAAGGGGAGUUCUCGCAGGCCGCAGACACGCUCAGGAAGGCCCUCAAGCUUGAGCCGUCUAACAAGACGAUCCAGGCGGAGCUGCACAAGCUGAAGAGGCAGCGCAGCGAGCAGCAGGCCGAGGAGAAGACGCUGUACAAGAAGAUGCUGGGCAACAUGGCCGUGCCUACCGACGAUGCGGAGCGCGGGAAGCCGGGCUCCUGGGGCCUGCCCUGGAAGUGGGUCUUCGGAGCGGCCACAAUCGCGCUGGGAAGCAUCAUCGUCUCCAUCAUCGUGGCAGCCAGGAGCUAGGUGGCGGCACCUCAACGCUCCCCAUACGAACCUCCUCGCCUGCUCCACAAUCGCCCUGCGGCCCCUCCAGGAGGGGGUAAACCCUUGCCUUCGGCACCAUCCCCCCCCCCCCCGAAACCCACCGCACCCUCCGUCAAGCGCCCUGCCACCCUCCCGCCACACCCCACCCCUCUCCCUGAUUCUCCUUGCCCUGUCCGUCAUAUCCGGUUAAACUCGGGGGGGGGGGGGGGGGGGGGGGACCCCCCCCCGGUCACGCGGUCUUGAGCAGAGGGGGAGAUUUUUGGGCAGUGGCUGUUUCUGGUGUUCGGCGUGGUAUCCGACGGAGCGCUUGGGAGCGAAACGUCGGACAUUGUGCCGAAUGACGUGUCAAAGCACAUCGGGGAGCCGAGCAGCACAACCGAGAUCAUUCCCCGCGGUGGGUUGUUAACUUUGUCUUCCCGCUUCGGGACGUUUUGGGAAGUCUCGGCACGGGGGUGGUUGUGGGAGUGGGGGGUGCCGAGGUUGCAGCGCAUGUUCUUUUACUUCGCCGCUUCACAAUCGUUUUGCCAGUUGGUUCUUGUCUUGGGAUGAAUUCCUUGAAUAAUACGACGACGAUAAUAAUAAUUACCUUCUUUGUUAACCUCGGCUGUAAUGACGCGGUGGGACACCGACAGAGGUUAAUGUUUCACUAUUUCCUGGAUCCGCUGGUAAGACCGGAGGAGGUGGCACUUGACUUCGUAUUCGCCACAGUCGCAGCCAGAGGUGUACACUGGAUGGCGGUGUGCCGGGUGCGGAAAUAUUUUCUGGGGUCUUCGACUUGGGGGCAAGAUGCGGCUAAAAUGAAUCCCUGGACUCGAGAGAGCAGAAUGCGGAGAUCGUGCGAUUCUGGCUCUCUGGCUUAUGUGGUCAAUGUGUGGCUCCGAAAAGUGAUUAUUCCCGAGGCCAACCUUUAAGGCAAUAAUAAUAAUCUGCUUCCAUGCUGGUGCUGUAAUAACGUAUGCAUGCACGGUCGUCGUCGUUUAACUAACCGCAUUAGUAGGGGUGGCAGCAACGUUCUUCGUGCCUCGGUUAAUAUCGACCACUGAGGGUCACGCGUGGCAGAAUGGAUGUCGUAUUUUGGAUCGUGUGAUUAUUGGAUCUGCGUCCCACUAGAGGCGCUGGUACCGUGCGCGGCAAUGUCAGCCGAGUGGCUUUCGCUGAAUUGGGUGUCGCGACAGAUUUAUGGAUUGUCCCACCCCGAAAUCCGCGGUGCGUGCUUUGCGUUGUGAUGACAACCCCAAGUGCACCUUCGGUUGUACUUCACAUUCAACCCAAGUAACUUUUACCCACCAAUGCGCCCAUGUUUUGAGUCGAUUCAAGUCUGAAACCGCACGGAACACAUUGUUUUAGGGAAUAACCCAAAAGUAAUUAAAAUUCGAAAGUAAAAAAAAUCUAUAUAUAUGGGGCAAGCUGGUCAGUCGUAAGGAACGCUUGAGAAAUUUUUCAGUCCCAAGGAACGCUUGCAAGCAUUUUUCAGUCCCAUCGAACCAGUGGCUCAUAGCUGUUGAUUGUGAAGCCGGUGCAGCUGCAUAUAGGGGGCCCAAGUGCCAGGCUCUGAAGAGAAGGGGUUAGGACGGGGGGUUUGGGCGGGGGGCGACGGUGCCCAUUUCAUUCCUUGUAUUGGAGGUCGAUGAGUUGAACAAAAGCAAGUAACCUGAAUCAGAGCGAUCGCAAAUGUGAAUCUCUACAAGCGUGGAACUGGGUCCGCGUGAAACGCCCUUCACGCGACGUGUUCAACGUUACUCGGGCGUAAAGUUCGUCGGCAAGUCUACCGAUUGAGCCCCUGGGCCUCUCACGUGACCAGACUUUGUCUCUGUGGUCUGGGGGUGCGAGGUUGAGGACUAAGUUAUAACCAGGAUCGAGUCGACCCUGGCCAAUUGUCCACCCUGGUCAAUUGUCCACCCAUCCACCGGCCUCCGUCGGUCAUCUGCACCAAACUCUGGGUCUCCGCGCUUCAUCAAAGUUGCUCGAACUGCAGCGUUCCAGAGGACAAAUGUCUCCGAUUUCCCCGUGGCUGCUCAUGGUACUAAUUGCCUGGCUAUUGCCCCCACCCCCCCCCCCCCAAAAUUUAAGACCAAACUUUUUUCCACCGUUUUUUUUGCAAGUACUUCCGUGUGUCUGGGGAAUCAACGGGGAUUACUAGUUGUUGUGACGCGUCCUAUUUAACGUUAAUACUAUGAAUGAUCUGUAUAAAUGUUUAUCGAAUUAUUUGGAAAUAAAUUAAUUACAUAGUCUGUG